Messenger RNA from Acipenser ruthenus (sterlet), 1869 nucleotides. RefSeq names its product tubulin beta-3 chain. Gene Ontology annotation, molecular function: GTPase activity; structural constituent of cytoskeleton; GTP binding. Gene Ontology annotation, cellular component: cytoplasm; microtubule. Gene Ontology annotation, biological process: mitotic cell cycle; microtubule cytoskeleton organization. The transcript has 4 exons. The coding region runs from base 131 to 1477 and encodes 448 amino acids. Lineage: Eukaryota; Metazoa; Chordata; Actinopteri; Acipenseriformes; Acipenseridae. The record is from RefSeq and is a predicted model, not a curated record.
GAGCAAUAUAAACCCCCCCAGACUGUAUUGUCACAGUCUUCUCCUGCCUGUCUGCCUGCCUGGAACAGACCACCGCAUCCCACCCACACUCUGCAUCUGUACAGGACUCACUAUCACAACAGAGGGAAGAAUGAGAGAAAUUGUUCACAUUCAGGCUGGCCAAUGUGGCAAUCAGAUUGGAGCUAAGUUCUGGGAGGUGAUCAGCGAUGAACAUGGAAUCGACCCCACUGGAAACUACGUUGGAGACUCUGAUCUUCAGCUGGAGAGAAUCAGUGUCUAUUACAAUGAGGCCUCAUCUCACAAAUAUGUACCCAGAGCCAUCCUGGUUGAUCUGGAGCCUGGAACCAUGGACAGUGUCCGCUCAGGGGCCUUCGGUCAUCUCUUCAGACCAGACAACUUCAUCUUCGGUCAAAGUGGAGCAGGAAACAAUUGGGCCAAGGGCCACUACACAGAAGGCGCUGAGCUGGUGGACUCAGUCUUGGAUGUGGUGAGGAAGGAGUGUGAGAACUGUGACUGUCUACAAGGCUUCCAGCUCACCCACUCUCUGGGAGGGGGCACUGGCUCUGGGAUGGGCACCCUCCUGAUCAGCAAAGUGCGGGAGGAGUACCCUGACCGCAUCAUGAACACUUUCAGUGUAGUGCCUUCCCCCAAGGUGUCAGACACAGUGGUGGAGCCAUACAACGCCACCCUGUCCAUCCACCAGCUCGUAGAGAACACAGACGAGACCUACUGCAUUGACAAUGAAGCCCUCUACGACAUCUGCUUUAGGACCCUGAAGCUAGCCACCCCCACGUACGGAGACUUAAACCACCUGGUGUCUGCCACCAUGAGUGGUGUGACCACUUCCCUGAGGUUCCCCGGACAGUUGAACGCUGAUCUCCGCAAGCUGGCAGUCAACAUGGUACCCUUCCCUCGUCUGCAUUUCUUCAUGCCCGGCUUUGCUCCUCUGACCGCCCGUGGAAGCCAGCAGUACCGUGCCCUCACUGUGCCAGAGCUCACCCAGCAGAUGUUUGAUGCCAAGAACAUGAUGGCAGCCUGCGACCCACGCCACGGCCGUUACUUGACGGUAGCUACUGUCUUCCGUGGCCGCAUGUCCAUGAAGGAGGUGGAUGAGCAGAUGCUGGCUAUCCAGAACAAGAACAGCAGCUACUUUGUGGAAUGGAUCCCCAACAAUGUCAAGGUGGCCGUCUGCGACAUCCCACCAAGAGGGCUCAAGAUGUCUUCCACUUUUAUCGGCAACAGCACGGCCAUCCAGGAGCUGUUCAAGCGUAUCUCAGAGCAGUUCACAGCUAUGUUCAGGCGCAAGGCUUUCCUGCAUUGGUACACCGGAGAGGGCAUGGAUGAGAUGGAGUUCACUGAGGCCGAGAGCAACAUGAACGACCUGGUUUCUGAGUACCAGCAGUACCAGGAUGCCACCGCCGAAGAGGAAGGCGAAAUGUAUGAAGAUGAUGAUGAAGAGUCCGAAGCCCAAAAAUGAACAUUUUAAAUACAAAACAAAAACGGUCAAGAAUUAAAAACCUCCCAUCAUCUCCAUGAAAACCCAGACUUCCCUCCUCCCCCUUCUGUGUUCAUACCCUGCUGUUACUCUCUCUCUUUCUCUGCUAGCGUCAGUUCUAGAUCACUGUCUGUAUCCUUCUGUAUCCUUGCUUCUUAUUGUUUAUAACUUGCAAAAACAAAACAAAAAAAAUAACACACCUUAGUAUUUAUUACUAAUGAAAAAUACGAAACAUCACUCAAACAUAAUGAUACCAAGUUUUAGCAACUCUCAAUUCCUUUAUUUUGAUAACAUGAAGCCCUGAUGUUUUAUUUUUUACUAGUUUUGCCAUUUUUGGGGGGGAAUAUUUAAUAAAUGUAUUGCUGUUAAAAGAG